This is a messenger RNA of Fulvia fulva, 858 nucleotides long. RefSeq lists its product as uncharacterized. The transcript has a single exon. Bases 1 to 858 code for a protein of 285 amino acids. NCBI's taxonomy places the organism in Eukaryota, Fungi, Ascomycota, Dothideomycetes, Mycosphaerellales, Mycosphaerellaceae. The record is from RefSeq and is a predicted model, not a curated record.
AUGGCACCUCGAGUGGUCGAGCAUGGCACGCAUGCUCGACAACAAGAAGAGAAGCGAAAGAGCAUGUCGGAGAUGCUGUUAGAUUACAUAGCGCGAACUCAUGGACUUUCCGAUAACAUCAACAGCCAAGGCGCGCCCGAGCACCUGCUUGCGCCAGAUAUCGACCCCCUCGAAGUUCGCUCCGAUGCCAAGAAAGCGGAAAUCAGAGAAGAACAGGCCAACAUCGCUAGAGAGAUGCAAUGGAGUAAUGACGAGGGUUUCGAGCUCGAUGACCAUGCGUUCAGAGAGGACAGUCUUUAUGGCAGGCAGCUUCUGCCCGAUGACCUUGCGACGAGCGACGAUAACGAGCAGAAGACCGUGCCUUUCCCGACAACACCAUACGCUACACUACAUCGCGACAGCGGGCCGUGGGUCGAACCAAAAGUCGCGGGAUAUUAUCUGGAUCAAUGGCCUGGUGCUACGCCACCUCGCCACAAGCAACUCGACCCUGCAGCUUGGUCACGGAUGGUCGGAGAGGAUGCAUACGUACCUUCGAGCGCAUCGUCAUCGCCGCUGAAGCGGACUAGAAAGCCAACGGCGAAAGCGACGGCCAGCACAGAUCAAUUUCCCAAGCCUCCUCCCACACCACUGACUCCACGACGAAGACAGCCGGUCGCGCAAGAUGUUGUCGCAAAUCCAAGCAAUCCACACAACACCAGAUCGGCGACGAGCUCGCCAUUGACUGCGCGACGAAGACAGCCAGUCGCGCAAGAUGUUGUCGUAAACCCAAGCAAUCCACACAACACCUCGCCGUUGACGAAGAGAAAGAGGGCUGAUUCUGGCACAUCUUGCCCGAGCACAGCGGCCAGCACAGACUAG